Molecule: messenger RNA, 4357 nt
Organism: Myiozetetes cayanensis
Lineage: Eukaryota; Metazoa; Chordata; Aves; Passeriformes; Tyrannidae
Gene: KIF6
Product: kinesin family member 6
Exons: 21
Coding region: 14-2314 (766 amino acids)
Biological process (GO): mitotic spindle organization; microtubule-based movement
Molecular function (GO): ATP binding; microtubule binding; microtubule motor activity
Source: RefSeq, a predicted model, not a curated record
UCGGCGGGCAGCGAUGGUGAAGGAAACCAUCCGGGUGUACGCGCGGGUGAAGCCGCUGGGCAGGCGGCAGCAGGCGGGGAGCUAUUCAGUGGAUGAUGAGGAGGAUUCUCUCUCCAGUCUGGAGAUUACUGUGCCACGUGACUUAGCAGAUGGGUUCGUCAAUAAUAAACGAGAGACCUACAAAUUCAAAUUUCAGAAAAUUUUUGAUCAAGAGGCAAAACAAGAUGUGGUUUUUGACAGCAUUGCCAAACCAGUAGCAGAAUGUGUUUUGGCUGGAUAUAAUGGUACUAUCUUUGCAUAUGGUCAGACAGGCAGUGGCAAAACUUUUACCAUCACAGGAGGAGCAGAACGUUACAGUGAUCGAGGCAUUAUUCCCAGGACUCUGUCUUAUGUUUUUGAUCAAUUGCAAAAGGACAGCAGUAAAAUGUAUACAACUCACGUUUCCUACUUAGAAAUCUACAAUGAAUGUGGUUAUGAUCUGUUGGACCCAAGGCAUGAGGCCUCCAGAUUGGAAGACUUGCCAAAAGUGACAAUAAUGGAAGACUCUGAUCAAAACAUUCAUCUGAAAAACUUGUCUCUUCAGCAAGCAACAAAUGAGGAGGAAGCCUUAAACCUACUCUUCUUGGGAGACACCAACAGAAUGAUUGCUGAGACACCAAUGAAUCAAGCCUCCAGCCGAUCUCACUGCAUUUUCACUAUUCACAUCUCCAGCAAGGAACCCGGAUCUGCAACUAUCCGACGCUCCAAGUUGCACUUAGUAGACCUUGCUGGAUCAGAGCGUGUUGCAAAGACUGGAGUUGGAGGUCACUUGCUGACAGAAGCCAAAUAUAUCAACCUGUCAUUACAUUAUUUGGAACAGGUAAUAAUUGCCCUUGCAGAGAAAAACCGGUCCCACAUUCCUUACCGAAACUCUAUGAUGACCUCAGUGCUAAGAGACAGCCUGGGAGGAAACUGCAUGACUGCCAUGAUAGCAACACUCUCUAUAGACAAAAGAAACAUAGAUGAAUCUAUAUCAACCUGCAGAUUUGCACAGCGAGUUGCUCUCAUUAAGAAUGAAGCAGUUCUUAAUGAAGAAAUUGACCCCAGAUUGAUGAUUGUCCAGCUGAAAAAGGAGAUCCAGGAUUUGAAGGAUGAGUUGGAGCUGGUGACUGGCAAGCAAAGAACGUCAGAGCUUUCACAAGAAGAGCUACUUCAGUUGGAUGAGUUAAUUGAAACAUUUCUCAAAGAUAAUGAUCCUGAUAGCACUCUGGAUGUUGGUGCUGACAUGCGCAAGAUCAAGUAUUGCUUCAUUCGUAUGAAGCAACUUGUGAAUCAUCCCACAAUUUCUGAUAAAAAACUGCUCUCACAAGACAUCUCUGAAGAAGAAGAUGCUAACAAAGAAUCAGGAGAAGAAGAACAGGAAAAACUUAAACACCUUCUGCAGCAAAGAGAUGAUGAAAUCAAUAUUCUGAUAAAUAUGCUAAAAAAAGAAAAAAAGAAAGCACAAGAUGCUGUUUCCCAGCUUAAUGCCACGUCUGCUUGUUCUUCAGUCUUGGAGCAAUCUGUUUCUAUAAACUUGGAAGAUAGGCAGAGCCCAUCUAGCUGUUUUAGUCUGAAAGAGGCAAAAGAUUUCAGCUCUUCUAUUCACAGACUACCUUUUCUUUCCAGGCAAACAGGAGGAAAGAUGUCACUUGGCUGUCAGGAAGCUUUUGAAGUUUUCAAGCGGGACCAUGCUGACAGUAUAACCAUUGAGGACAACAAACAGCUUCUGAAACAGAGGUUUGCUGAAGUUAAAUGCCUUGGCGAAAAACUAAAUGAAGUGAGAAGUAAAAUAAACCGUCUGAAAGGAGAGAUAACCCAGAGGCACAUUCAGAGAGCAGCUCUAGCUGUUUCAAGUCCUUCUGAAGAGUUAAAUAUGUUUGAUCCUGUAGAAGAGAAACUUAGAAUGCAAAUUGAAGAAGAAAAAAAAAGUUAUAAAACAAUGUUCAAUCGCUUCAAAGGGCUGAAGGUAGAGAUUGAACACCUACAGCUUCUUAUGGAAAAAGUGAAGAUGAAAAUGCAAAAAGACUUUGAAGUCUGGUGGUCUGAAGAGGCAAAAAAUUUACAGCAGGAAAGGCCAGAGAUGGUUACAUCACCAAAUACUGUGACUGUCUAUCCCCGGUUUAUCAAAUCCUUGCAGCAUCUAUCAGCUAACAGUUUUUCAGAGACCACAAAAGUCAGCCCUAAUGAAGAUCCAGAUGGGAAAAACAAUUCCAUCACUUUUAGUAAUCCUGCUUUAAAAACAAGGCUUGGAGAACAAAUGAAAUUCUUGUCACAGUCCACCAUUUCCCUUUAGAAAAGUGAAAGACCUUUAUUCUUUCCCUUCCUCUUCUAUUUAGAAACAGGUCCAAGUAAGUACUUUAGAUGUAAAAGUAGAUGUUAAAAGUAUUAUAAAUGAUUUGUCUUUGACAGCAAAAUCCAUUUCUCUGGCAAUAGAUUUUUGAGUAUUUGUAUUCAUUAUCUUCAUCUUCCAUUAGAUUAAGCAAAACUGAAACAACUAAUCAGGAGUUUGCCAAAUAUGUUUAUUAGAAUUCAUUGUAUGUUUUCUAAGUGUUAAAAUUAUCUAAUGUGUUAAUGCUCUUCUACAUCUUUACUCUGGGAAAUAUAUUACUACUGAUAGUUUUGUUUGCAUCAAUUUGCAUAAGGCUUUAUUAAUUACACCUAUUUGCCAUUAAGAGAUAUCUAUUCAAUAAUAGUAGUUAUCUGGGUAAUAAAAUUCUAUAGAAUUUUGUUUGAGAUUUUUUUUCCUCCAAGGAAUAGAAGUUUUCAUAUCAGAUUAUUAGAAUACUGAGAUUGCAUUGUAAUGUAAAAAAAUGGAUUUUAGAAAGUAAUUUUCCCAACUGUUUUCUUUUUAUUUGAAUGCACUGUGUUGUGCAAAAUAUGCACCCUCUCAGAAUCUACAGGUUUCAGAAGAAACAUUUACAGUUAAUAGGCUUAAAGUAGAACUGAGUAAAUACUUCUAAAACACAAAUGACAUGUGCAAGUUUAAAUGCAGUUAUGUCUUAUAUACAAUGUAAGUUCACUAUUGGCUCUGUACAACUUUAUUGUAUAAUAUCUGGGUAUGUUUUACACAUCGGACCAAAAUCAAAAAAUGCAGUGCAAAAUACAGUCUAUUUCUCUGAGAUAUACAUACUACCAGAUUGAAAAUAUCAUUCUUCAUGCUAGUGAUAAAAUUAUAGUCAUGCAUUUGGAAGGAUUUGGGUUGUUUACAUAAAAAUAAAAGAAUAUAUUGACAAAAGUCACAUAUUCUUAAGGAUAUAUAUUUUUGUAAGUUGUUGAUACUUAAGUCUGUGUCAAAUUCCUAAUUAUACAGAGGGAUGUGGUGAAUUGCUAUGUUCAAACCUACAGAAGACAUAUAUUUAUCUAAUUAACAACUAAUAUGCAAUCAAUUAAAAAAAUUAAAGUUAUACCUUUUUUGCCUUUUCAUUUUCUGUAAAGUCAGCACAACUACCACAUGAAUUGGUAAUCUUUAUGAAGGAUUUAGAAUGUACAAGGUGAGAUAAAUUCAGAUCUACUCUUGCUUUGGAAGGAGGGAGUUCCAGGAUUUGUUCAGAGGCGGAAAAAUGUCUGCUUUGUUGGAGAUUAUAUUAAAAUGUGCCUCUUCCCGAAUUUUUAUGUGUCUUUAUUUUUCUUCUUCUCACUCUGUUAUAUAUAAACACUGUAUUAAAUAUACGCUGAAUUAUUGUUUAUGCAGCUUCUGAGGAGAGCAGGGCAAUGAACUCUGUUAGCUGGAGAAGAGCCAGAGGUUCCAAACCAUUGCUGGGUGAAGUAACUGUCUUUUUUGGUUUCCAGUAUAAUUCCCAUUGGGGUGAAUUUAUAUGAAGGUGGCCAAAAGAGAAUCAGUGGUACAACAACUUCUUCCUUUUGACAUUGAAGCAUUUCCAAUAGCUUUAAAUAACUGGUUAAGAGAAGAAUACCAGUGCAACCCUGGUAUGAUCUAUGUGAUGCUGCUACUACUUGAUGAUUCAGUGUUCUGUUCUCAGUCUGCCACACAUCUCACUCACAGGGAGAAAAAAUUCCUUCCUCUUCUAUUUCAAAAUUCCCUAGCCUGUUUUUACACUGUUGUAAAUUUGGUGUGAAAUUCAAUCAUUGUCAACAAAGUAGUCCCUGAUUGGCAAAAUGGUCUGAGAGUAAGAUUAUACCAAACACUUAAGAACUUGGACAAAAGUGCAUCCAGUAAUAGAAAACCAUAUAAAUAUAUAAAGCCAUAUAUACAAAUACAAAACUUUCUUCUUCGAAAAAUUUCAAAAUAUAUGAAAAAAGAUUGCUCAUUCAGUAAACAACAGUUCUCAGACAUAAAGCAUUCUCUUUUUAAAAAAACUGCCUCCACUUUUCAAAA